Messenger RNA from Ctenopharyngodon idella (grass carp), 1383 nucleotides. RefSeq names its product immunoglobulin superfamily member 2-like. NCBI's taxonomy places the organism in Eukaryota, Metazoa, Chordata, Actinopteri, Cypriniformes, Xenocyprididae. The record is from RefSeq and is a predicted model, not a curated record. The transcript has 3 exons. Bases 102 to 1160 code for a protein of 352 amino acids.
UGGACAUCCACUGCAGAGUGAAGGCUCAGAAUCUUGGUCAUUUAUUUUCGGUGACUUGGCUGAAGAACCAGAAGAACGUGGCUCAGAUCGGAUCUUCUGGGAUGCUCACUGUGUUUGACAGUUACAAAGAGAGAGACAAUGCAGCGGAGAUGAGAGCAGUGAAAAGCAGUCACACGGACUACCUGCUGACCAUCCGUUCGGCUAGGACUGAAGACCAGGGUCAAUACCAGUGUGAAGUGUGGCAGGAACACAUGAAUGAUGAUGGCACCUUCAGAAAAAUACAAAAACAACUGUCCAGUCCAGAGACUGUGAACAUCACACCCAAAGAGAGUGAUCUGACGGUGGUCAUGGUGAUGAAGGAUGCGGUGACUGAGGGAGAUACACUACAGGUCACCUGCUCUGUGUCGGGAUUCAAAGGUCCUUUAUCAGUGUCAUGGCAACACAAGAAAGACUCAGGGGAUUCCUUCAGUGAUGUCAUUAGUCUGACCCAUGAGGGAGUGAUGAAAGAUAUUGGGACAAGAUAUCAGAACAGACAUGUUCAAACACUCCAUUCUCCAGCUGGAAACUUUACCCUGGAGAUUGGUGCAUCUGCGACAUCUGACAGUGGUGAAUACAGGUGCAUUGUGUCUGAAUGGACCGUGCAGAGCAAUGGAGAGAUGACGAAAGCCAACACCCAGUCUCAGCAAAAAGCCAUUUCAGUUAAUUCUGUUGAAUCUCUAAUGAAGGUGACCUUAAAAAGUCGUACAACAUCUGUGCCUAUAAAUUCUUCAAUAGAAUUACUAUGUACAGUCAAAGGGCCUAAAGUGUCUUUGAGUGUACGCUGGAUGUUUCGGCCCCCCAAUUCAACUGUACAAAGGAACAUUUUAUCCAUACGGCACACUGGAGAAAUCUCCUGGGGAGCAGAUCAGAGAAACUAUCAGCUAUCCGUUCAGCCACAGCCGUCAGCGACAUAUUUUACGCUCAAAGUGCCACGAGCCAGCAAGCAACAAGAAGGACAGUACCAGUGCCAAGUUGAUGCCUAUCAAAAGGAUGUACAGAAAGCCAUGAAAAACUCCAACCCGUUGGUUGUGACUGUACAAGGACCUGGUAAACCUGGUAAGUUUUUUUUUUUUUUUUUAAAUAAUUUUAUUAAGAAGGUACAUUCUACGUCAAACCUUUGAAUAUACAUUAGUCUUUAUACUCUCAUAUCUUUUGAUCUUAAGGCCUAUUCUUAAAUGCUUACAAUUUGUUUUGAAGACAAAUAUAAAUUGUUCCUUCAUAUGAAUUUCUUUCCAUUUUUAUGUGUAAGUUGGACUCUAUAGCGAAUCAGUCAAUGUGUCCAGCAUACUUGUGAUCUCCUUUAAUACAGUUUAAAAGAUUUCCAGGAUGCAUUCCAUGAAGUUG